GUGUACUUCCACUAUUAAAUUUUUUUUUUCCCACCCAGAAACAGAUUCAGCCGCCGAAGUUAAAUGCAUUCAAGGCCUUCAUACUUGAAGUUUAAGGGAAAAAAUUCUUCCCCCAUCAAAUUUUACUUAAAGGAGUGAAAAAUAGCUUUUUUCAGGUUUUCCCCAUAAGAGCCGUGUAAAACGUUACAACCAGAUGUAUUUUAACCUCAAAACAAAUGUGUAGGUAUCUCGUUUUUGCUGGCGUGCCGUCCGAAUUGAGCAAUCGCUCCAAUAUUUCUACAACUUUCCUUCUUUGUCGCCCUUUUCUAGUCAAUGGUAAUAAUUUUCGGUGCAUGUGGGAAAGAUCAUAGCUCGUAAGUGUAUUGUGUCAACGCCGUGAAAGCUCAUUUCCUCAAUUUUCAUUCCCAAGAAUUCAGUGCAAGUUGUCGAGUGACAAAGUGUUUCAGUCGUUAUCAAACAUUCAAGUUUGAUAAUUUGCUGAGUAGUGCGAGUACGUGUGUCUCAGGGCAUGGAUCCCCGUUGGUUCUAGCAGUGGCACUGCAAUUUAAGUGCGUGGACAUUUUGCAACUUUUGUGGAGUAGUUUGGUGCUCCAAUUUUAAUCAUGGAAAUCUCUAAACCCCCCGUUUCCCUUCUCUUGGAAUUUUCUCACCUGACGUACACCCCGACAAGCAGAGGAAGUGGUAAAGCCCCAAUUCUAGAUGACUGCUGCGGAAGGUUCAAGCCGGGACGCCUCACCGCCAUUUUCGGUCCCUCCGGUGCCGGGAAAACCUCUCUUCUUCACAUAAUAUCCGGAUUCAAGAGGUUUGGCGUUCAGGGGUUCAUAACGGUAAACGGAAAGCCAAGGAAUCUGGCCGAGUUCAGCAAGCUGUCAUGCUACAUCACGCAGGAGUUCGCCAUGCUGCCCGUCUUUACCGUCCGAGAAACUUUGGACAUCGCAGCCCAACUCAAACUCAGCGAGAAAAAAACCAUAGAGCAACGAGCGCAAGUUAUUGAAAACAUCGCCAAACUUCUGGGACUUUACGGAACCCUGGAAACUAAAGUGGGCAACAUCUCAGGAGGCGAGAAGAAACGAUUGUCCAUUGCUGUGGAGCUUCUGACCAAUCCACCCGUCAUGUUUUUCGAUGAGCCCACAAGUGGUUUGGACAGUGUGGCUUCAUAUCAGUUGAUCCAGCAUUUGAAAUCUCUCGCAGAGAAAGGACGAACAGUGGUGGUGGUGUUGCAUCAACCGAACUCCAAACUUCUGGAAUGCAUCGAUGACGUCAUGAUUGUAACGGAAGGGAAGGUUCUUUACAAUGGUCCUCUAAACAGCCUUGUCGAAACAUUUAAAGAAGUUGGUGCAGAAUGUCCCCAGUAUUACAACCGUGCUGAUUUCGCCCUCGAAGUUGCAUGCAGAGAAAGAGGUGAUUUUGUUGAUGCCCUUGUUGCUCUAAACAAAGCCCGUUUCGAACAAGAAAUAGAUGAAAGUUCUCUUGAUAAAUUGUCACCUAUUGGCAACAAACAGGCUGUCUAUUACAAAAAUGAGAAAAAAGAGGCAAACGGGACAGCUAAAGAAGAAGAGAAGAGAUUGACAGAAGAAGAUGUCCAAAUUGAAUUGAAAACAAAUGGAGUCAAAUCAAGUGGGGAAGAAAGUGUUGAGGUCGUAUCACAUGGAAAAAUUAGACGAUAUCCUGUAUCCUUUUGUAAUCAACUCUCAAUUCUAUUCCGGAGAUCUCUUGCAUCUACACUCAGAGACCCUAAAUUGGCUGCAUUCCGAAUCAUAGUCCACAUAGUAGUUGGUUUCUUUUUGGGAAUUGCCUUCAAAGAUUUUGGAAAUGAUGCCAGCAAACUCUCAGCAAAUUUCUCAUGCGUAUUUUUCUCUGUGAUCUUCACAUUUUAUGGAACUGCCAUGCACACGGUUCUCAUCUAUCCUCUGGAGGCAUCUGUUUUCAUUCGAGAGCAUUUCAACAACUGGUAUUCAGUUCCUGUCUACUACAUUGCUAAAUGCCUUGCUGAUCUACCUCUUCAGAUAUUUUGUCCCACCAUUUUCCUCACCAUUGCAUACUGGCUAACAGGUCAGCCGCAAGAACUUGAUCGAUUUCUCAUGUUUUGGGCUGUGAAUAUUGUUUUAAACUGCCUCGCUGAAAACAUCGGUGCUGUGGCAGGGACCAUCUUUGAUCCUCAGCUGGCCCUGUUUAUAACUUGCACCAUUACUAUGCCAAUGUUCCUGAUAUCUGGUUUCUUCAUCCACUUGGCUGACUUGGCUCCAUACUUGCAAUGGCUCUCCUACCUCAGUAUAUUCCGUUAUGGGCUGGAGGCUGUGACGCUCUCAUUAUAUGGCUAUGGGCGAAAGUCCCUCGAUUGUAGCGAAAUGUUCUGUUAUUACCGAACUCCGAAGAAAUUUUUGGAAGAGAUUGGUAUGGAUAAGGGUAGUUAUUGGUUGGAUCUUGGCGUGCUUACUGCGCUGCUAAUCUUCGCUAAAAUUGGUCUAUACUUUGUCUUGAAAUGGCGUGUCAAAACAGCUAAACUUGCAACCUUACAGUAAUCAAGGUCAUUAUUUACAACUGAAGUGUGGUGAAAAAUGACAAGACUUUUGUGUUUUAACUCUUUUUGAUUUUUGUACUUGAUCCGUACGUUUUGAGAAUUGGCCAAGGAAUGAUCAACUAUGUGCCAUUUCCUUUCUAUUGAAUUGCAAUGUAUUAGUUUACUAAUGAAAGUAACUGUUGAAGUGAGCGACUGUUUGGUACCCUCGUAAUCCAUGUGGAUUAACUGAAAACUUGCUAUAUUUUGCAAUCGUUAAUUUGGAAUGAACAGAGAAAUGUUUGCUAUUUAUGUAGAACCAACGUUUUACUAUUUUUUUGAUAGUUAUUAAACAUAACUGAACCCACUAAUUUUGCUCAGGAUUCAAUCUACUUAGAACAGUUUUAUUAUAAGGGAAGCUGUUCUCAUUUUCGUGUCAAUUCUCAGAUGUGCUUGAAGAACGUAUUUCAAAAUGCAGGUAUCAUUAUUUUGUGUAAUGCUGUCUAUUUCAACAAAGUUGUAUCCAUUCUACUGUGCUUUUUUUCGUAUUCCCUGUAUCUUUGCAAAAAUAAUGUCCACUUUUAAAAUGGAAUUCUUUUCUAAAGCAAGCAAAAAGUCAGCUAUACAUUUAAGACCUUUUGCAUUGUUCUAUUCUUUUAAAUAUUGCCAAUCAAAACGUUUUAGCCCUCAUGUUGCUUUUUGAAUGGAAGCACUGCCUGUACAAUUAUUCUAAAUGUAACUGAAUAUUUAUUUGGUACAAAACUACUCCUUGUGAAACUUGUACUUAUCCAGGAUUGAAAAUUAUCAUAAAUGGUUCAGAAUUGGUCAUAUUAUCGAAGAAGUUAGAAAGAGAAGAACUUAGGGGUGUGCGAUUUUAUUUUUUUCUGCUUCUAAAGGAGAAAUUUUGUACAAUUUAUUUGAUUUUUGUUUUCUAAGCUUUCUUUCUUACUUUCAUCUGCUGAUGAACUUUUUAUUUACUUUCAAAAAGAUGGAAAUUAUUUUGUUACCAUUUAUGAUGAGACAAUCAAAACAAAAACGCGCUAAGUUGUAAUUUUUUACAGAGGGACUUUGCCACUCUUUAGUUGAUCUUCUGAGUAGUCAGAUAUUUUUAAUAAUUUCCUUUCCCUUUAAAAUAUAUAUUUUUUUUUCCAUGAAAAAUGUGCUUGUGCUCUUUUAGGAGUAUAUGUAAUCUUUGCAGCAGUCGUAAUCAGUUUUGGCUACUCAUUUUAAGUGUCUGGUCAACCAUGAAAGCCUUUUUUCCCCUCUAGUUAUUUAAUGAAGGCAGUUCAAGAAAAAAAAAACCCUCACUGUAUAUCUUACAAUUUAGAAUGUACCUCUUUGUGCAGAACAAAAUUGUUUUACAAUCUAUGAGCCACCUGAUUUCUUAGCUGAUGUCAUUCCCUCAGUUAGAUUAUUUUUAAUAAUUAGUUUUGAAAAAAAGGGGGAAAAGAAAACUGAGAAUUUCAAUAAAAAGAGCUCCAACAAAUUGGUACCAUAGAUUUUCCGCUUCUUUAAACUUGACUAAAAAUAUGUUGGUGCUAAAGUCUUCAAACUUUGGGUAUUCAACAGAUUUUGUGUUGGAAUCAGGCUUGCCAAACAUUAAGACUCUCUAGUAAAAUUUUCUUGUUCCCCAGAAAGAAUUCAUUUUCGAAUUUUGGGAAAUUAUGUCAAUGCUGUCAACUCCUGCUAAGUGAGAAUGCAUCGGAGCCGGGGCUCCAUUCUCACUUGGCGAGGUUUCUCACUUAAACGAAUCAUUUUCUAAUGGGCGAAGAAACGGGACCGGCAGAUCUUUCUCACUUAGCGGGAGUUGACUGUUUAUCUCAUUUAAUUUUUGAGGUCUUAAAAGUAAAAUAUUCUUCAUGGCUUAAUGAAUGUAAUCAUUUUAUCGAAGGCUAACUGUUGUAUUUUGUGCGUAUUUGUCUUGUCUCAUUGGUCUUGUGUUGUUAUUUUUGUUCCUAAAUUUUUAAAAAGAAUUGUUAUUAAUCAAAAUCGUUUGAGCAUCUGAGCCUCCUCCCUCUUUGAUUGCAUUUUUAAUACUCAGAAUAGUGUUAUUUCCAAAAGCAUGCUGAAUAUUUUUAGAAAAAAUAAUAAAAUUGGUGAAUCUAUCUUUGGAAUUCCAUCAAUUUUUUAGAACAUAGUGGGCCAUUAGAGAAGGUUCAACUAGAAAAAUGACGUCACAUCCUUUCUCUUCAAAACCUUACAUAGAAAACGAUUCUUACAACAGGAAGUUCAGGAGCCAACUCCUGGACGAGCUAUCAACAAGUAUUUUUAACACAAAUCAAAAGAAAGGAAGAUCAUACAAAUGAUGUGAUCUGUGUUUUCGUCAUUCCAGUCAAUGUUCAUUUUAAACACUUUUAUCUUGUUUAGGAGUUGAGUUCUAGACUUCCAGCUGUGUGACUUGUUUUUCUUGCAAAAUUUUGAAGAGAAGACAAUGAAGACUUACUGCGUAGUGCUUUAAUUUGUGCCUUGUCCAGAGAUCCACUUCAUUGAUAAUAGCUAUAACAUAGUUCUAAGACUUUCUCAACUACCAGUAUUCUCAGAUUGAUGCGUAGUCUGUGCUCUGGAAAUAUUUUGCGCGCUCUUGGAGUGGUCAUUUUAAUUCCUGACAAUGUUCGGAGAAUAUUUAAGGUUUUUAUUAUCAUAUUUGUGGAAUGUAUUCAGUAUGCUGGUUUUAACAAGGUGUAGGCAAUAUCAAGAACUCAAAGUGAUGAAGAGAUGCUUCGAUGCAAAAAGGAA
Messenger RNA from Bemisia tabaci, 5233 nucleotides. Its product is annotated as ATP-binding cassette sub-family G member 4. Gene Ontology annotation, molecular function: ATP binding; ATP hydrolysis activity; ABC-type transporter activity. The record is from RefSeq and is a predicted model, not a curated record. Lineage: Eukaryota; Metazoa; Arthropoda; Insecta; Hemiptera; Aleyrodidae. Gene Ontology annotation, cellular component: plasma membrane. Gene Ontology annotation, biological process: transmembrane transport.